AUGGAGGACCCCUCUCCUGCCAGACCGCCGCGGCAAGCCACUGCAUGCAAUUGGUGUCGAGAACAUAAAUUAAAAUGCGACACCGAACAACCGUCCUGUCGGAACUGUCGUAAGCGGGACAUUGAGUGUGUCACAACCAAUCUCCGUCGCCCAGAUCAAUCGGGACGGCGGCUUCAACCGAAGGGAAGACGGAUCAGUCGCAAGAGCGUAGGAAACUCCUCGAGCGCUUCCAAUCUAUCGCUAUCUCAGACUCGGACCGGUUCGACGUCGACACAUCCAUCCCCUUCAGUGUCACCCUCUCCCCCACCAUCUCCGUCGCAACAGCUACUGGCCACGUUCACUCACGACAGUAAUGUCCCAUCAAUAUUUGCAACGCCAUUCGAAGGUUCUGACAAUCAGCGCCGGAGUCCUUCGGUCUCUCAGUUGAAUCGAUCUCGGCGCGAGAGGGAAGACGGCGGCAACUACUCCAGCCAUGCUAGUACCGACAGACUUGACAAUUCUUCUACCCAGGACAACUCCAAUGUCAUCGUCGUCACUGACAGAAGCCGUUCUCGGUUACAGGUUGUUGGCAGCGGAAGCAGCAUCUAUGUCAUGACUCAAUGGCUCGACCUCUUUUUCUCCAAAUCCGACUUCUGGCAACCCAUCUAUCCUUUCUUCCAGCAAGGCCUCGCCUUCUCAGUCGAAGUGCCUCUUCCAUUUCUCAGUUCGCUUCCCCAAUUUCCCUCAGCAGAUAUUAUCGAUAAAUAUCUCACGACGUUCUUCACACGAAUCUACUCUAUCUACCCAAUCAUCGACCGUGAAUAUUUACACGAGUCAAUUUCAGCCCUGCGGCAUAAACUGGACCAUCGGAAUUAUUCGCUGACUUCGAGAGAUUAUCCUGCCCUGGCCUGUAUCUAUGCCGUGUUCAGUCUUGCCGCCGACGAGAUUGAUGGCAGUGCUACCGAUACCGGUACGCACUUUCUCGAAGGCGCUUACUUUCUCUACGCCCAUCUCGUCGCCAUGCCAUAUGUCCCUUCGGUCCAGGCAUUGCUGCUCAUCACCAUUAUACUGCGACAUCGAAACAAGGAUGCUGCCUGUCUUGGGACUCUUGGUCAGGCGAUCCGGAUCGCUCAGUCAAUUGGCCUUCAUAGACGUGUCACAACAGCAGAGAGCCUCCCGGCCGUGGUAGACCUACACGCUCGAAUCUGGUGGACGGCGUAUAUCAUGGAAAGGUCCAUGGAAUUGGAGACUGGUCGACCAUCUGCAAUCAGAGACUCGGAAUGUGAUCAAGUCAUGCCACAGAAGGUGCUGGAGAUGCAACCUCAGGAAUGCUCCUUUGACUACUUUGGUGCCUUGAUCAAAUUGGCACAAAUCCAGAAUCGUAUCCUCGAUUUGUACUACAAUAAACGGCAAGUUCGAAGAACCAAAGAGCUUUUGCAUGAGAUGGGCAAGCUCGAUCGAAGCCUAUUGGAUUGGACAGGCACUUUUCCAGAGGAAAUUCGGCCCGGUCGAGAUAUAUUUUGUCCCGCCGAAUGUUUUCACCUGGCUACAUAUGUCACAUUGCAGUAUCAUCAAACUGUGAUGGCCCUCCACAGACCAGCACUCAUGUCCGCCACUGCAUGGCUCCGCAAUCGGGUUGGCCAGUUAUGUGAAGGCACACCAUGGAGAAGUCGAUUGCGGUAUUGUCUAUGUAUUGGAGCAGCGUCUGCAAGGGCGAGCCUCAAGGCCUUUAACGAUUUACUGAUGUACAGCGGACCUUCGCGGUUUGUCACUGCAAGCCAAAUCAUGCUCAGUGUUCUUGUCCUAGCAAUCUAUGUCACCAGAAUACCGACCAGUAGGAUGAACGAGUCAGAUCUAGCAACAGUCUGUACUUUUGCCGAGGAACUCGAAGAGGAAUAUCUAGAAAUGGGACAAGACGUCGAAUUUGCAAAAGGUCUAUCUGUUCUCCGUGACCAACUCACGAUCCAUGUCAAAAGAACCAAGGCUGAACUUCGACAACGGAAGAAACGUCUUGGGUCGCGAACAUCGAAUACGUCAACCACUGAGGAAGUACCUGACAUAGUUGCUCCAGCCGCACCAGAGAACCCUACUCCCCACCUAGGAGAUACGUUAACACGAUACGCAAUGGAUGAUGCGUACAUGGAGUUGGACGGAGGGCCCGAAUUACAAGAGGCGUGGUCAUCUCUUUGGACGGAUGAUCUGAGCAACUUUUACUUGAACGACAUCAACCAAGAUAUGCUUAGUGCAUACUUAUUAGGCCUGCCACAGAUUGAGAAGGAUAUUAUGUAGACUCGAA
Messenger RNA from Exophiala mesophila, 2275 nucleotides. RefSeq lists its product as uncharacterized. The coding region runs from base 1 to 2268 and encodes 755 amino acids. The record is from RefSeq and is a predicted model, not a curated record. Gene Ontology annotation, biological process: regulation of DNA-templated transcription; DNA-templated transcription. The transcript is spliced from 5 exons. Gene Ontology annotation, molecular function: DNA-binding transcription factor activity, RNA polymerase II-specific; zinc ion binding; DNA binding. NCBI's taxonomy places the organism in Eukaryota, Fungi, Ascomycota, Eurotiomycetes, Chaetothyriales, Herpotrichiellaceae.